AUGUCGGCGAAAAAGCAAAGUUCUAUUACAAGCUUCUUUGCGAGAACGCCGAAACGCGAAAAAGUUGAGCCGGAAAAGAAAACUGAGGAAAACGUUUUUCCUAAAGAAACUCUCGAUGAGCGCAAGGUUUUGAAACGAUCCAAUUCGCAGACCGUCGAUUCUCCUCUCGCAACUCCAGUGAAAUCUGUGAAACGCGCUCGAGUCAUCGUUUCAUCUUCUUCUUCUUCUGAAGAUGAUGACGACAGUAAUGACGAGAACUUUGAGCCGGGCGAUGAAAAUAUGGAAGAUAGUGCAUCGGAAUCUGAAUAUGAUGAAAAUGCUAGUGAUGAUGAAGCUGGAGCGGAUAAUGAUGAGGAUGAUGAUGAUGAUGAGUGCGAAGUGACGUUUGAGACACCAAAAAGAGAAAAGAAGACUCCAAAAGCGGUUAAGAAGACGGCAAAUAGUGGAAGAAUUGGCGGAGAUGGGGAGAAGAUCUCGAUGAGUGUUGUAGAAGAAAAAAUGAAUGCGAUUAUGAGUGGAGAAACUGAAAGGGAUAAGAAAGGUCAUUCGAAGAAGAUGACUUCAAAAUCGAGCGAGUACGAAGAAGUCGAAAGAUUUGAUCAUGAAAAGUUUGAAUUUCUCAAGCCUGAAAAAAUUCGCGAUGCUCAAAAAAGGUCUCCAAGCGAUCCCGACUAUGAUCCGAAAACUCUUUGGGUUCCACCAGAUUUUCUCAACAAACAAACACCGGGACAUAAGCAGUGGUGGCUUAUCAAAUCGCAGCAUUUCGACACGAUCAUCUUGUUUAAAGUCGGAAAAUUCUAUGAAACGUAUCACAUGGACGCGGUUGAAGUUGUUCGUGCUUUGAAUAUUGCUUUUAUGAGGGGAUCGUUCGCUCACGCUGGAUUCCCCGAACAUGCUUCGUCGAAAUUUGCUGAUCAACUUAUGAAUCACGGAUACAAAGUCGCGAGAGUCGAACAGACUGAAACCCCACAACAGCUUGAAGAGAGAAACCAGAAGACGAAGAUGAAGGAUAAAGUCGUCCGCAGAGAAGUGUGCCGAGUUACAUCGAAUGGGACCAGAACCUAUGGAAUUUUGGAUGGUGUCGAAUUGGGAGAAAAUUCGGAAACACUCGACCCAACAUCUAAAUAUCUGUUGGCUGUCAAAGAGACGCAGGAUUCAGAAACCGGCAAGUCAAUUUAUGGUGUUUGCAUGAUUGACACGACAACCGCUGAAAUUCAAAUCGGACAAUUCUCCGAUGACGAUUAUCGAUCGCAAUUGAGAACACUUCUUGCGAAUAUUGUUGUUGUGCAGCUUCUUACUGAAAGAAAUUCUUCGUCUACUACAACCAAGGCGAUUUUGGGCGGAAUUUUGUGCUCUGUGCCAACAGAAGCAUUGCUAGCAAAAAAACAAUUCUUGACAGCUGAAGAAGCGGUGAAAAUCAUUUCCGGCGAUGACUAUUAUGGAAGCGAAGUUAGCGAAUGGCCGGAAUGUUUGAAAUUGAUGAUGGAUGAGUCGAGUGUUCUUCCGAAGCCGUCGAGCAAAUAUUCUCUUGCUCUUUCGGCGUUUGGAGCCGUUUUAUGGUAUCUGCGCGAUAGUUUGAUCGAUGUGGACAUGCUAUCAAUGAAAAAUAUUUCAUUGUAUGAAGCAAGCUUUGAUAAAAAGAAGGAGGAAAUCACGAAAUGGGACGGAAAAAGUUUGAUUCUUGACGGAACUGCCCUCGAAAAUUUAAACGUUGUUCCAAAUGGACGCGAUUCUCACAGUUCCUCGUUGUAUUUUGUCAUAAAUAAAUGCUGCACACCGUUUGGACGCCGACUUCUCAGAUCUUGGCUUCUCCAUCCUACAUGUGAUCCAACGCAGUUGAAACUUCGUCAAGAUGCUAUAACAUGGAUGACAUCGCCUGAUGCUUCCAGUUUUGUCACAAAAGUUACUGGAAUGAUGAAGAAAAUUCCGGAUUUGGAUCGACUUCUUCAGAAAAUUCAUACGAUUGGACUUAAAUAUCGCGCCGAGAAGCAUCCGGACAGUCGUGCUGUAAUGUUCGAUUCUCUUCGCAUCAAUCAGAGAAAAAUUUCCGAACUUCUCGCGGCUAUCGAUGGUUUUAAAGUGUGUAAUAAAAUUCGCGCCGAAUACAUGAAUAUGCAACAAGAGGGCGAAGGCUGCGCAAUGUUGGAUGAUUUGUUGGGAAAUGAAAAGCAGCGAGAUGAAGUCGCUGAAAAUAUUGCAUAUUUCGAGAAAAUGUUCGAUCGUUCAGCGGCUGAAAAAUCGGGAAAAAUUGUGCCUAAUAAAGGAUGUGAUGAUGAAUAUGAAGCUGCUGGAAAACUCGUCGAAGAAUGUGAAGCUGAAAUUGAGGAGUAUCGCCGAAAAAUCGCCAAAAAGUAUUCUUGCGCAAUUAAAUUUGUGACAUCCGGAAAAUUGAAAUAUUUGCUCGAAAUGCCCGAAUCGAUCAAAGUCUCAUCGGAUUUUGAAAUGAAAUCACGCCGAAAGGGAUUUGUUCGAUAUUCGACUUCAGAUUCUGAAGCGCUUGUUCGUUCACUUCAAGAUGCCCAAAAUGAAAUGGCCAAACUUGGAGAUGACGCGACUCGCCGUGUAUUUGAACAAUUCGGCUGCAAAAACCCAAUUUGGGCUGAAACUGUUAACUCCAUUUCCAAAUUUGAUGUCUUGCUUUCGAUGGCAAUUUUCUCGAAGUCGUGCCCAUUCGAUAUGUGUAUGCCUGAAUUUGACUUCACAUCGACAAAGCCGUAUCUUAUUAUUGAUCGCGGAGUUCAUCCUUGUUUGGCACUUCAAUCAAGAAACGAAGUCACCGGUACCACAUCCUUCAUUGCGAAUAGUAUCACCAUGGGAGAAGGAGAAGCUGCUGUGAUGCUCCUCACUGGACCAAAUAUGGGUGGAAAAUCGACAUUGAUGCGACAAACUGCCAUUUUAAGCAUUCUUGCGCAUAUGGGCUCGAUGGUUCCAGCGAACUCUAUGAAGUUGACUCCAAUUGAUCGCAUCUUUACAAGAAUCGGUGCAAACGAUCGAAUCAUGUGCGGCGAAUCGACAUUCUUCAUCGAAUUGAAGGAAACUGAUGUAAUGCUCAAAAACGCAACGAAACAUUCAUUGUUGCUUAUUGAUGAGUUGGGAAGAGGAACGAGCACAUUUGAUGGGACUGCAAUUGCAUCCGCUGUCCUUCAGAACAUCGCCGACGAAUUGUCGUGCAGAACAUUCUUCUCGACUCACUAUCAUUCGAUUUGUAAUUCGUUUUUGGAUCAUCCCAACGUCCGACUCGCUCAUAUGAAAUGUGUUGUUGAUAAGGAGAACAACGAAGAUCCCACAAUGGAAGAUGUCACAUUCUUAUACGAACUUGAAUCCGGGAUCUGUCCAAAAUCUUAUGGAUUCUAUGCUGCUAAACUUGCCGGAAUCAGCCACGACGUCGUUCGAAAUGCUUAUGCAGAAUCCAACAAGUUCGCUGCGAAUCUUGUCGUUGAUCCGAGAGUUCGUGAACUUGUCGAAGCUGCAAAGAACAGCGAAAUCAGCGUCGAACAAUUGAGAAGCAUGAUUGAAGCAUUUUGA
This is a messenger RNA of Caenorhabditis bovis, 3525 nucleotides long. The record is from the annotation of a GenBank genome assembly. Lineage: Eukaryota; Metazoa; Nematoda; Chromadorea; Rhabditida; Rhabditidae.